AUGACUAACGCCAGUAACGCCCCCCGAAAGCGUCGCCCAAGCGAUCCUUCUGACGUCUUUGCACAAGAUGACGACUAUGCUUCCAGCAAGAGGCGCUUCGUUCUUCAGGACGAACUCCAACCAACUCUGGUAGACAACAAACAGUCAUCCGUCGAUAAAACAAACCCACUCGAUGUGCUCGCCCAAGCCGCCUCCCUAGUCGGUCGUCUCCCUACGAGUCGCCGCAAACGCGUUGUCCUGAACUCACCAUUACCACCUCCUGGACCAAAGAAGUUCAAUCUCCUUACCGGACUUGCCUCGCAUGUGGAUAUCCUGCUUCAAAUCACGAGUUACCUCCCACCCCAGACACUUCUCAAUCUGUACAGUGUUUCUGCUCCCUUUCACUAUGUGAUGGACAGUCACUUUACCGCAUUCAUCAAGGCAGCCACUUUCAUAUGGGCUCCCAACGCCGAUAAAUGCUUCCCAUGGUGGUGCUACCGUCAACUUUGCAUUGAGGAUCCUGCUUUGCGUCGUCCCAGAACUGAUCGCAGAAGUGUGAGCUGGGAUGAUCUCGUCCCCGCUUCGGAGCCUGAUGUAUCUGCCGAAGGAACUUCUGAUGAAUCUGGAUCUCAAGGUUCCAACGUCUCGGACAGUCCAGCAAGUGUCAAAUCUGAGAGUCCAGCUGAGAGAAAGGAAAGGAUUUCUAAGCUCGCUGAACAUCGACAACAAUCUGCUGCACCAGUGCCAGGGUUCCGCUGGCUGAAGAUGGUGGCGUAUCGUGAGUCUAAAAUGUGGUUUCUCCUUGACAUCCCAGUCAACGCCCCUCGCAUAUCUUUGAUCCACAACACCAGCUUCUUCACCAAGGAAACACUCGCAAUCCUACAACUCUUCUUCAUCAAGCUCGACAUGCUGUAUGUGGAUCCCGUACACUACUACGGCGGCGAAGCGUCCAUGCGUGAAUUGCUGCUCGCAGAACGCAGUCUCACCACCCUCUGGAACUUCUUGCGCGGCGCAGAUGGCACUUCCAAACUAGAUAUCCUGCGCUUGUGGAUCAGACACCGCUACAACAGACCCCAACCCAUCAGACCAAUGACCCGCGAAGCCCACGAACAAUACCAGGCAAAACUGAACAUGCCUAUCAUGGGUGUUCCUGCCGCACUUGUGGGUCGCUGGGGCUACGAGUGUUGGGGACUGAGUCAAGUCCCAUUGCUGCGUCCAGAUCAGUUGGUGCUGAAAGAGGCAGUUAGACGUCGUACUGGUUUGCAAAGGAUGUUCUUGUCAUAUCUUUCGUAUGGCUACUUGGAUGCAGAUUUGAAUCCUUUGCCUACUGUUGUUGAGCCUGAGGAUGUUGUUCUGAGUAUGAUGCGUAGGAAGAAGAAUAGAGAGCUGAAAGAGCAGGAGGAAGAUAAGAUGGUUGUGGACGAAUGA
Messenger RNA from Aureobasidium musti, 1407 nucleotides. The record is from the annotation of a GenBank genome assembly. Lineage: Eukaryota; Fungi; Ascomycota; Dothideomycetes; Dothideales; Saccotheciaceae.